AUGACUGAUAUCUUUGAACAAUUAGUUGGGAGACAGGGCCUAGGGCCACUUAACCAACUCGGGGCCCAGGAUAGAAGGGAAAAUAGAGUCUUGGAGAGGUUUUUGAAAUUUGACCCGCCUAAGUUUACUGGGGAACCUGAUCCCGAGGUAGCGGAGAAUUGGCUGGAGAGGAUGACCAAUAUAUUUGCUACCUUAGACUAUACCGAAAAUAGGCGAGUUAACUUUGCUGCUAUCCAUUUUGAGGGAGUAGCACGUGCCUGGUGGGACAUGAUAAGGGGAAAGUGGGAGAGAGUCCAAAUCCCUUGGAAUUGGAAAAACUUUACGAGAGAGUUUAAUGAAAAGUUUCUUCCGCCUUUGAUCCAAGAGAAGCAGGAGGACGAAUUUAUAAAGUUAAGGCAAGGAACUCUUAGUGUAGCCGAGUAUGAAGGGAAGUUCACUAAACUUUCUAAGUACGCUCUCGAAUUGGUGACUAAUGAGCGGAAAAGGAUAAGACAUUUUGUACAAUGCCUUAAUGUGGAGAUUCAGGAGAGUUUGGCUGCAGCCCAAAUCUCUAUAUUUACUGAAUCUUUGGAGAAAGCACGCAAGGAUACAAAUUAG
Coffea arabica (coffee) is the source of this 597-nucleotide messenger RNA. Lineage: Eukaryota; Viridiplantae; Streptophyta; Magnoliopsida; Gentianales; Rubiaceae. The record is from RefSeq and is a predicted model, not a curated record.